Daldinia caldariorum is the source of this 1604-nucleotide messenger RNA. RefSeq lists its product as uncharacterized. The transcript has 3 exons. The record is from RefSeq and is a predicted model, not a curated record. Bases 371 to 1489 code for a protein of 372 amino acids. Lineage: Eukaryota; Fungi; Ascomycota; Sordariomycetes; Xylariales; Hypoxylaceae. Gene Ontology annotation, cellular component: Golgi apparatus.
AACUAAUUCCCAUUGCUUGAGGCAGUGGGAAAGGCAAUAAAAGAGAGUGAGUGAGGAGAGAAGAAGAAAAAAACCGCAGAGAAUAACAGGUCGACGAUUAAGCGAACUGGAUUCAUCGACCGAGUCAUAUUAACAACCUCACCAAUAAAUAUUUUCGAACUUUAUCUCAUCUACUAUUCGCGCUCCCUAUUUGUCCGACUCCUCAUUUUCAGGGGAGUCCAGCACCAGCAAUCUGGCUUUCGGACAAACUUCUCCAUCCUUUUUAGCUGGGGAUUCAGCGGGAUUCCGGCAAAUCCCUUCUAAUCAAUCAUUUCAUUCUCCAGAACAAGAAUACGCUCAGUACUCGCAAGCGCAGUAUCCUCAGCAGUACAUGGGUCGUCGUGACGCCACGAUGGCCGCAAAUAAGAGUAAUCGGGCCAGCAGCCUAGCAAAAUCUACUGGCGAGAUAUUUACUAGAAAAUGGCCCCGAUUAUUCUUCUUCGUCGCCGCUGUGCAAGCCGUCAUCGUAAUCGUAUUCGAAGCAUACGCUUUUGCCCAAUUUCAAACGGGCCUUAGACACAUGAACGGUAUAUCAGACUGGGGUUCGGCAGAUCAUUUGGAAGAUGGCUCAGCUCAAAUCAAGACCAUCCCGACCUUCCUCGGUUUGCUAAUUCUUGGUUUCCUAUACGAUGUCGUGUUGGCUUGGGAUGCGCUACGCCUCAAGAACACGAUUCAGGUCAUCGGUCUCUGCAUCGCCAAUCUUGCCCUUCUCAUCUAUAGCGCCCUCCAGAUUGACCAGAUCAACGAGGCCAUCAUUACGCUAAAGAGCUACAACGCCUUCCACGACCCUAACGUAUGGGAUGAAGUCCGAGGCGUUCUUAUCGCCAUGCCGUGCAUUAUCGCACUCUCUAGCAUUAUCCUAAGCUUCAUUGCUUGGAAGCUUUACCAGGAAUUUGCUUGGGAUAUCCUGAAGCAUAUAGGAGCUGACUACAGGAUGAAGAAGCGAUUCCUACAUUACCAGGUCUACAUUGCCCUCCUAAAAUUCGAUUUCUUCUUCUUUGUCGGUUUCACUAUCCAGUUCCUAGUCGUUGUCGGAGGAAAGACGUCCACCGAAUUCGCCUUAACCGCUGCUGCCAUCCCUAUUACCAUCGCCAUCCUUCUCUGCGCGGCACUGUUUACACGACGCGAAUGGAAGAUCGGCAUGAUUAUUAUCAUAAUCCUCUAUCUUGGCGGCCUGACGUACUUUAUUUACAAGCUCGAGCGAAUCUUCGAUCCCUACGAAUACAAGUACUAUCUACCCGUCCGCAAGUCUUUAACGACGUUUGCGGUACUCACUAUCGUCCUAAUCAUUCUCACCAUCGUCAACGCGCUGGUCUGUAUGUUCAAUUUCGGCGCCGGUCUCAAGCAGCACCUCAAUAGUCCCCGACAGGAGAUGGAUAAGGACCAGGUCAGCUAUUCCAUGCACGACGUCAAGCAGCCCCAGGUGCCGACCAGAAUGACAAUCGACUAGUCAUGAUGAGAUAUAGCAUAUAGGUGUACAAAGCGAUACGAUUAAACGACCUUCUAGUUUCGAGCAUUAUUUUCAUUUUCAGGUAUCCAAAGUGUUGCCGUUCUUCUCGUAAAAC